Molecule: messenger RNA, 1650 nt
Organism: Parastagonospora nodorum SN15
Lineage: Eukaryota; Fungi; Ascomycota; Dothideomycetes; Pleosporales; Phaeosphaeriaceae
Exons: 2
Coding region: 1-1650 (549 amino acids)
Source: RefSeq, a predicted model, not a curated record
AUGUCUGAGCUCAUUCUCACCGGUGCAUACAGGUUCCACAACUUCGCAACACUGUACUGGCUCAAUCUGGUAGAGCAAGUUUUUACAAGGUAUUCAACCGACGCUCUUCCAAUUGAGUUCAUCAACCUACUAGAGACGCUUCGGGGCAAGAGAGAGACAGCGCCAGACAGAAACUUCGAGGACUCAAGUGUGCCUCACUACAUGAUACAACUGAGGCAACGCAAUCCAGAAUUGGUUACCAUGAUUUGCAAAUCCAUCUCAUUCCAAGCAACAUCCGAAAAAUCAUCAUUCAGAACCAAAGAUAUCGAAUGGGCCAGUCUUGAUCCUCUGAACAUCUCUACGACAUCGUAUGAUGUACAUUCACUCAUGGAACACUUCCUCACACCUUCACAAAUCACUCGGCCGACUAUAAAAGAGAAGCUAGUUUACCACUAUGGUGACAGACUGUUCAAAUGCCAAUACAUGUCCUGCAUUUUUCGGCGGCAUGGCUUCGAAACCAAGGCAUCACGCAACUCCCACGAGAAAGAACACGUUAAGCCGUGGAAGUGUGAUGUUGAGGGCUGCGAAUUCGAGAAUGGAGGUUUCCUGUCGCGCAAAAUGCGAGAUGAGCAUUUGAUGCGGUUUCAUGCUCAUUACAAUGUCAUUCCGAAUAGCGAAUUUCAGAACCUCGAUGAGGCGGACUUGAAAGAGGUCUGCUUGGAUCUGGUCAAAGCAGACGAUGUUUUAAGAGUCAGAGAAUUGGCUGCAGCCGGUAUGCUCAAGGACAAACCCCAUAUGCAUGACCUGAUACCUUGCGCUGCGCAAUACGCAUCUCCGGAAAUGCUGAAGAUGCUAUUGGGUCAGAAGUGUCCUUGGUCGGGGAUUUAUACAUAUUGGGGUAUCUAUUCGAAGCUUCUAUUGUGUGAGGUUGUAGCAAGUAAAAGUCUUCAGAUGUUAGAAUACAUUCUGCAUUCAGAUCCAGCGGACUGGAAAAAGUUACUGAAUGUUGAAUCAAAUGGACGGGUCGGAUUUGAUUUAUCGAAUAGGGCCUUGGAAGAAAAGUUGAGAGAGAUGAGAGCCGCCGGUCUACCGGACGUACUGGCAAAAGGAAACGACGAGAUGCUAGCUAUUCUCUGCAAAUGGAUCGAGCGAGACGUUCUUUUGGAGAAGACAAAAUCUUACCUCGUCUAUCCCAACAUGGUAGCUGCAACAGCGGGGGACACCUACCGGGAACAAAAACUACUCGGAAUGUGGAGAAAGAUUCCGUCUGAAUAUUGGGCAAAGAAUAAUUGGAAGAACGCCAUUACAAGUGUUGCGUCGACAACAUGCUCCAUCGAACUUGCGAAGUUUCUGGUCGACCAGGGUGUUCCAAUGGACUGGAGGAACAGUAAAGCGGUGCCAACGCCGCUCCUCCAUGCUGCACGUAAAACCAAUGCCGAAGCUGCGGAGCUCGUCAAGUUUUUGCUUUUUAGUGGAGCAGAACCUGUAGUACAGAUAGUCAAGAACGAUACCAAGCGGGCUCGUUCUAAGAGAACCGUAGAAACGUCUCAGAUUCAUGUUUCCGAACAGAAAGGCGCCAAGCAAAUCUCAAAAUGGCUCGGUGUAAGCUUCAACGAAUUGGUCGUUCAAGCAAAGAGAGCAAGAGGAGAACCAGAGAGUUCAGACACAUGA